AUGGUUGUGCUAAAAUCGACGGCUGUCUACGUCCUUUUGGCUUCACUUUCCGUGACACCUGUAUUCUCCUUUCCAUCCGGCCAAGAUGGAUCAGACAUUUCGGUAGACGGGACUAAUGAUGUCGAAAACUUCGAUAUGGAACCAAGCUCCAGCAUCACAGAUGAUGCAUUAUCGGACACUACAUCGUCAAGUUCCAGCUCGACUUCAGGCUCGAGCCUCUUCUAUGUAUGGUCGACCUCCUCAAGUUCGAGUUCGUCGACGUCGGUGACAUCGACAUCGACAUCAACAAUUGAGAGUUCGACGGCAUCCACGAGCUCCAGUUCCAGCACUUUGUCUAGUCCAAGCUCCAUCUCUUCCCUCGUGUCCAGUCUUACAUCGUUUGAGACCUCUUCGUCUGCUUUCUCCUCGCAAACCUCCUCUAUUGAUGCAGCAAAAUUUGAGGCUGAAAGCUUGCAAUUCUCUGUCUCAGACGAUUACUCGUCCACAGAAAUCCUAACGUCCGCUGCCUCAUCCGUUGUCUCGUUGAUGGAAGCCUCGACGUCAUCUGCCUCCAGCGAUACCUCGACAACAGAAGCUUCAACGGUUUCUUUCACUUCCUCGUAUGAUACUUUGUCGAGAGGGUCAUUGGCUUCUUCCGCCUCCGUCGAUUCAUCGUUGACGGAAGCGACGACUUCAUCUUCAGCGGAAGUCACAUCUUCUUCGACGGAACCACAAACUACCGAAGAAGAAAGUUCCAUGUUCACUUUUGCCACUUCCACUUUGGCAUCUUCUGUUUCGACGGCUUCGACCAUGGUCCCGACGCCUUCGUCUUCGCUCAGCCUAACAUCAUUGGCUGCCACCAGCACAACUGUCCCUAGUCAUUCUGGGACAUCUUCUUUGGAAACUUCCUCUCUUGAGCAGGGCUCAGAAGAGGAGGACUUGAAACAGGAGAACGCAGAAGAAGAGACGGCAUCAUCGUCCUCUCCUUCCGUUUCGGAGUUUCCGUCAUCUGUACAUGACAAUUCAACUAAACAAAAUGGCAAGCAGAGUGUAAUUGAUAUUGACAAGUUGAAGUUGUUCUACUCAAGUAGUUUUGGGAUUCCCAAAGAAGCUGGAAACCUGAUUGCAGCUUUGGACCCAACAAGUCUUAGUACCAAAGGGUCAAAUAAUCUGUCAAUGUUAGAUGAUGCAGCUUUGCUCUCGUUACCGGGGCUGCGUGCCAACUCGCAGAACCUGAGUUCGGACUACUAUAACUAUAAGCUUCGUCGCCGUGAGGUUCGUAUAUCAGAUUUUUAUGAAACGGAGAUGAGAAAAUUUCCGGUACUACCAGAAAUUGAUGCAUUUGGCAAGGUUCUAGGAGCUCAGAACCUUAAUUGCAAGUUUGGAUGUACAAACAUUCCUUCACCUGAAGGUAUUGCGCAACAUGUACAAGAAGCGUACCCUCUCUUGAGCGAUGAAGAGCGGGAGGAGCAAAUCAGAUGGCGAUGGUUUGCUAUGAUUGACGUUCAAAUCCUCGCUAAUGAUUUCAAAAAGACUUACGACAGUUACAUCCGUCUGCAGACCAAUCUCGGGCAGAAAGCUUUUGACCUCCUCCGCCUUAUGAUUCCCAGAGAAAAUUUCGAUGCUCAAAAGGCAUGCAAUAUGAAAGUUAAGAUCAUUACGUCUGCCGUUUCAUUUUAUUAUCAGUUACUGGGCGCGCUUGCGUUCAAAGCGGGAGAUGAAGCUGCGGGCCCUGUGGGCGUUGGAAUUGCUUUUCAGAGCUUUAUAGUUCAACAAACCCUGGAGCAUUUAUUGAAAAACAAUAAGGAUUUCAAUGAGUACUUCACUAAGGCAAUAAGCACCAACAGCACAGAGUUCGUAGCAUAUAUGCCCUUGUCGGAGAAUAAGGUCUGCGCUGCCCUCGGCCAUCCUGGUGCUCCUGGUAAUGGAGCAUCCGGUCACGAUGAAUAUGUUCUUCAACUCUCUAUGGUGAAUGAGUGGAUUCAGAAAACUUUCCAGAUGCUAAGAGCUAUUGAAGAGGGGGCUGCAACGAUUGUGUUCAAUAAGUCAGACAGGGACGAGUCUAUCAUCCUGAAGAGAUUGAGAGAUGUGGAUGACAAUAAGCCGCGGAAUAUAUCGGACCCAGAAAGAGAUGAGCCAAUUAUAACCAAGCAAUGGGUAGAAUAUCUCGCAGGAACUCUCCAAACGAAGUUACAUCGCUGCUGGGUCAUGUACGUGGAUAUGAAAGGCGACAUGAAUAAGAGGAACGAGCUCUGCGCAGACAAAUCUCCAAGAGCAGGCUCUCGACUUUGUCUGGAAGAAGGAACCGGGGUAUUGCAGGGUCAAUGCCUCACGCUCCAAAGGGAGGGAAGUCAUCUGGUUCCCAUCGGCUCGUCAGAGGCUUUCCGCAAACUCGGCCUUUCGGCCAAGAAGAUCAUUGCAAACUCAUGGCGUCAGUACAGCGGUAAAGAUGUGCCUGUACCGUUGCUCGUAAAUAAUGACUCUGAGCCAGAUACUAACCAUACCAUGCUUGAACUUGAGCAGAUUGCGUCGUUCCCGGUCUGUAACUCUGAUCUUCUCCGACUGACAGACUUCAGCGGCAAAGAGGAUGGCAGUAAUAAUCCUAAAAGAGAUCAACAGUUCCCAAUCGGAUGUGGAGGAUUUUUGUCGCAAGAAACAGCCGCGGUUUAUAGAGAAAUGGGAAUUGGCCUGGGUUCUAUCAGUAGAAGAAGAGGUGACAUGGAAGAUAUUCUUGAGAUUGUGAUGUACGAACAACUCUGGAACCUAAGCCCAAUCAGAAACUACAUCGAAUGGUGCGGAGUCGGCGGCUCACACCCUAUGAUAGAUUCUGCACCGCCGAUCAUUCCUAAACGAAAGUCACACUAUUACAGAGACCCCGACUCUCGUUGUGAUGCCAUUCGAGAGAAAGUGAGAGGAAUGACAGAACACGAAGCGAAUGUUUGGUUCUGUAGUGCGACUGAUCCAUUGGCUAGACAGAUUAUCAGUGGAGAAAAAGAAUACAGUGGAUGGCAUCCUAUUUGGAAGAAGGAUCGAUAUCAAAGCAGAUGCGAGAGACAUAUGAAGGGGAAAUAA
Molecule: messenger RNA, 3051 nt
Organism: Glarea lozoyensis ATCC 20868
Lineage: Eukaryota; Fungi; Ascomycota; Leotiomycetes; Helotiales; Helotiaceae
Exons: 6
Coding region: 1-3051 (1016 amino acids)
Source: RefSeq, a predicted model, not a curated record